Molecule: messenger RNA, 981 nt
Organism: Taeniopygia guttata (zebra finch)
Lineage: Eukaryota; Metazoa; Chordata; Aves; Passeriformes; Estrildidae
Gene: MRM2
Product: mitochondrial rRNA methyltransferase 2
Biological process (GO): RNA methylation
Cellular component (GO): mitochondrion
Molecular function (GO): rRNA (uridine-2'-O-ribose)-methyltransferase activity
Source: RefSeq, a predicted model, not a curated record
GCCGCCGUGAGGGGAGGCGGGACGGGACGGGGCGGGCUGAGGCGGCCAUGGCGGGCGCUGCCAGUGCCGGGGGCAGAUACCUGCACACCACAGUGAAGUUUCUGAGGAAAACUGGAGCUGAGCAGAGGUGGUUGGAACGGCACUUGAAGGAUCCCUUUGUCAAGGCAUCGAAGCAGCAGCAUUACCGAUGCCGGAGUGCCUUCAAGUUGCUGGAAAUUGAUGACAAGCUCCGUGUUCUUCGUCCAGGAUUUUCUGUUCUUGACUGUGGAGCAGCACCAGGUGCUUGGAGCCAGGUUGCUGUACAGAGGGUCAAUGCCUUAGGUACUGAUGCUGCUGUCCCCACUGGCUUCGUGCUUGGCGUUGACCUGCUGCGGAUUUCUCCCCUGGAAGGAGCGGUUUUCCUGUCGGAGACUGACAUGGCAGAGCCCAGCACGCUGAGGGCCAUCCAGAGCCUGCUUCCCUUGGGGAAGGCAGAUGUCAUCCUGAGUGACAUGGCACCCAACGCCACGGGCAUCAAAGAGCUGGAUCAUCAGAAGCUGAUCAGUCUGUGUUUAGGCCUUCUGGAUAUGUCCCAAAGCAUUUUAAAGCCAAAAGGAACGAUGCUCUGUAAAUUCUGGGAUGGAUCCGAGGCCCGUCUGCUGCAAAACAGACUGAAGGAGCAGUUCCAGGAUGUGAGAACUAUAAAGCCUCAGGCCAGCAGGAAGGACUCUGCAGAAUCUUAUUACUUGGCAAGGCUGUACAGAGGGAAAUGAAAGUCCUGAGCUGCAGAUUCUCUUGACAUGGAUUGGAAAUCUCAAUUUAGUGGGUGUUGAGAGGAAAAUGCCACCAUUAAGACCUUGGGAAAAUUUGCUGCUCUUCUUUAAGUCCAUCAGACUUUUCAAAUACUUGCGGACAAAAUGGUUGGGAAUGGAGAGGAAUAAUCUGAAAGGCAACCUCUGGGACUGCAGUAAGGGAAAUGAAAAUAAAAUACUGAUUAUAUGA